GAGAGAGAGCGGGGAGAGAGGGAGGCUGCAAUCUCCUCCCUGAAUCGCGCACAGCGCUGCAGAUCCCAGUGCUCUAACAUGCGGGCCGAAUGCAGGUGAGGAAAGACACAGACUCUGCGGCUGCGAACCCAAACUUGGGCACCAAGCGGUGCGCACGGCUCAGCCUUCACCCUCGUGGGCGAAAAGCUGCUGCGGUUUCUGGCGGCGGCUUCGUGACUAAUGACCUUGCGCAGAGUUGUUAAGAAAAAAAGAGAAACCCGAGCUCUCUGGGGUGAGAAGGGACUGACUAUCUGGGUGUCCCUGAAGAUGGCUCGGGCUGCUCUUCCGCACGCGAGGGGAACCCUGAAGAGGACCGCUGUGUGACUCGUGUCGUCUCCACUGCACGGUGCCCGAAGCGACCUGCCGGGAUUUUUCAUUCUCGAUCUGUUGACUGGCUCCUCCGCUGCCUGAGCGGAGUCGGAGUUGAGACUGGCUUGUUGCUAGCCCUAGCACCUCGUGCAGGAAGCGACUCACGUUUGCCUGGGCAGCCGGAGCAGAAGCUGGGUCUGGAGUGAGUGGCUGGAACGUGAAUUGGACGCAACUCGAGUAGCAGCAAAGACGAGCGGGGUUGGCAGGCGGGGGAGGCUGCAGGCUCGCUCCCCGCUGCUUCCCGGCUCCACCGCCGGCCUGACGGACCGGUUCCGGCCCCAUCCGACAGAGCGGGGACGGGAGCCCGGGAUCCUCUGCCCGUUGCGGUGAUGACUCUGCGGGGGCGGGGAGGGGGCUCCGAGUCCGCGGCGCUCAGUGUCCCGUGAACUGUGAGUACUGCGACUGAACGGCGGCUGGCGAGCGGGCGAUUAGCACCCAUUGCAUGAAUUAUGAAACAAUAACUUUAGGAGGAAGCAGGAAUUAAAAAAAAAAAAAAAAGGAUCUAUCGCUGGUCCCCCCUGGCCGACUCUGGACGUUGCUCUUGCCCCCUCCCUUUUCUCCCUCUCGCUUCUUCCCUUCACAGAGAGGGGAGAGGACUGGGAGGAGGGCAGGCGACCGGCCCCGGAGGAGGGGGGCGCCUAGGGGACCGUGAUUAGAAGGAGCAGUAGCAGCAGCAGCAGGAGAAGAUGCUGAGGAUGCGGACCAUGGGAUGGGCGCGCGCCUGGUGCCUGGGCUGCUGUCUCCUCUUGCCGCUCUCGGUAAGCCUGGCGGCCGCCAAGCAACUCCUCCGGUACCGACUGGCCGAGGAGGGCCCAGCAGACGUCCGCAUCGGCAACGUCGCCUCGGACUUGGGCAUCGUGACCGGCUCCGGUGAGGUGACUUUCAGCCUCGAGUCGGGUUCGGAGUACCUGAAGAUCGACAACCUCACCGGCGAGCUGAGUACCAGCGAGCGGCGCAUCGACCGCGAGAAGCUACCUCAGUGUCAGAUGAUCUUCGACGAAAACGAGUGCUUCCUGGACUUCGAGGUGUCGGUGAUCGGGCCCUCGCAGAGCUGGGUGGACCUGUUCGAGGGUCGGGUCAUCGUGCUCGACAUCAACGACAACACGCCCACCUUCCCGUCGCCCGUGCUCACGCUCACGGUGGAGGAGAACCGGCCAGUGGGCACUCUCUAUCUGCUGCCCACUGCCACCGACCGUGAUUUCGGCCGCAACGGCAUCGAACGCUACGAGCUGCUCCAGGAGCCCGGGGGCGGCGGCGGCGGCGGCGAGGGCCGGCGCGCCGGGCCUGCAGACAGCGCCCCCUACCCCGGGGGCGGCGGGAACAGCGCGAGCGGCGGCGGCCCGGGUGGUUCCAAGAGGCGGCUGGACGCGCCAGAGGGUGGCGGCGGGACCAGCACCGGCGGCCGCAGCAGCGUGUUCGAACUGCAGGUGGCCGACACCCCGGAUGGCGAAAAGCAGCCGCAGCUGAUCGUGAAGGGGGCGCUGGACCGCGAACAGCGAGACUCCUACGAGUUGACCCUGCGUGUGCGCGACGGUGGCGACCCGCCUCGCUCCUCCCAGGCCAUCCUGCGGGUGCUCAUCACGGACGUGAACGACAACAGUCCCCGCUUCGAGAAGAGCGUGUACGAGGCUGACCUGGCGGAGAACAGCGCCCCGGGGACCCCCAUCCUGCAGCUGCGGGCCGCCGACCUGGACGUGGGGGUCAACGGGCAGAUCGAGUACGUGUUCGGGGCGGCUACCGAGUCCGUGCGGCGCCUGCUGCGCCUCGACGAGACGUCCGGCUGGCUCAGUGUCCUGCACCGUAUCGACCGUGAGGAAGUGAACCAGCUGCGCUUCACCGUCAUGGCCCGCGAUCGCGGGCAGCCCCCCAAGACCGACAAGGCCACGGUGGUCCUUAAUAUCAAGGACGAGAACGACAAUGUGCCGUCCAUUGAAAUCCGCAAGAUCGGGCGUAUCCCACUAAAGGACGGGGUGGCCAACGUGGCCGAGGACGUUCUGGUCGACACCCCCAUCGCCCUGGUACAAGUGUCUGACCGAGACCAAGGCGAGAACGGAGUGGUCACCUGCACCGUGGUGGGCGAUGUGCCCUUCCAACUCAAGCCGGCCAGUGACACAGAGGGCGACCAGAACAAAAAAAAGUACUUCCUGCACACCUCGGCCCCUUUGGACUAUGAGACCACCCGGGAGUUCAACGUGGUCAUAGUGGCGGUGGACUCGGGCAGUCCCAGCCUCUCCAGCAACAACUCCCUGAUUGUCAAGGUGGGAGACACCAAUGACAACCCGCCCGUCUUCGGCCAGUCGGUGGUGGAGGUAUACUUUCCCGAGAACAACAUCCCUGGCGAGAGGGUAGCCACGGUGCUGGCGACAGACGCAGACAGCGGCAAAAACGCUGAAAUCGCCUACUCGCUGGACUCUUCCGUGAUGGGGAUCUUUGCCAUCGACCCCGAUUCUGGGGACAUCCUCGUCAAUACGGUGCUGGACCGCGAGCAGACUGACAGGUAUGAGUUUAAAGUUAACGCCAAAGACAAAGGCAUCCCAGUGCUACAGGGCAGCACCACAGUGAUUGUGCAGGUGGCUGACAAGAAUGACAAUGAUCCUAAGUUUAUGCAGGACGUCUUUACCUUUUAUGUGAAAGAAAAUUUGCAGCCCAACAGUCCCGUGGGAAUGGUCACAGUGAUGGAUGCUGACAAGGGGCGCAAUGCAGAGAUGAGUCUGUACAUAGAGGAGAACAGUAACAUUUUUUCCAUUGAAAAUGACACGGGGACCAUUUACUCCACAAUGUCUUUUGACCGGGAACAUCAGACCACAUACACAUUCAGAGUCAAGGCUGUGGAUGGGGGAGAUCCUCCCAGAUCCGCAACAGCCACAGUCUCCCUCUUUGUGAUGGAUGAGAAUGACAAUGCCCCCACAGUUACCCUUCCCAGAAAUGUCUCCUACACUUUACUGCCACCUUCAAGUAAUGUCAGGACAGUAGUAGCUACGGUGUUGGCAACAGACAGCGAUGAUGGCAUCAAUGCAGACCUUAACUACAGCAUUGUGGGAGGGAAUCCCUUCAAGCUGUUUGAGAUUGAUUCCACCAGUGGUGUGGUUUCCUUAGUGGGAAAACUCACCCAAAAGCAUUAUGGCUUGCACAGAUUGGUGGUGCAAGUGAAUGAUAGUGGGCAGCCUUCCCAGUCUACCACGACUCUGGUGCAUGUGUUUGUCAAUGAAAGUGUUUCUAAUGCAACUGUGAUUGACUCCCAGAUAGCCAGAAGUUUGCACACCCCACUCACCCAGGAUAUAGCCGGUGACCCAAGCUAUGAAAUAAGCAAACAGAGACUCAGUAUUGUCAUUGGGGUUGUUGCUGGAAUUAUGACGGUGAUUCUAAUCAUCUUAAUUGUAGUGAUGGCAAGAUAUUGCCGGUCCAAAAAUAAAAAUGGCUAUGAAGCCGGCAAAAAAGAUCACGAAGACUUUUUUACACCACAACAGCAUGACAAAUCUAAAAAGCCUAAAAAGGACAAGAGAAACAAAAAAUCUAAGCAGCCUCUCUACAGCAGCAUUGUCACUGUAGAAGCUUCUAAACCAAAUGGACAGAGGUAUGAUAGUGUCAAUGAGAAGCUGUCAGACAGCCCAAGCAUGGGCCGAUACCGAUCAGUUAAUGGUGGGCCUGGCAGUCCUGACCUGGCCAGGCAUUACAAAUCUAGUUCCCCAUUGCCUACUGUCCAGCUUCACCCCCAAUCACCAACUGCAGGAAAAAAACACCAGGCCGUACAAGAUCUACCGCCAGCUAACACAUUUGUGGGAGCAGGAGACAACAUUUCAAUUGGAUCAGAUCACUGCUCUGAGUACAGCUGUCAAACCAAUAACAAGUACACCAAACAGAUGCGUCUGCAUCCAUACAUUACUGUGUUUGGCUGAAUUCCACUCUAAUAUGAUGCUCCAUUAUGCACCAUACUCUGAUGACCUUGCUACUUCACAACCUGCUGGAGCCUGCCCUUGGCCGUGGGGUGUCAGCCAAUCACUGCUUGUUCCACUUGUUGUGCAUCUGAUUUUCAAGGUUUUUUGUUUUGUUUUGUUUUUUUCUCUUUUAAGAAAAAUAGUUUUGAAAUAAACGUAUAGAAGAAAGAGUAUUAAUAAAGAAAUGUGCUACUAAUGGAUGUCUAAGUCACCAGGAAUUCCUUUCUCAGAGUGGUGGUUAGCAGAACUUAACAGUGAAGUCUUUAAAAAAAAAAAAAAAAAACCAAAAGCGUAUUUCAACAAUGAUUUUAAGACGCUGGCUUUGUGUAAACCAAGGAAAAUUAAGUCUAUGAGGUCUUUGUCUAUAAUACAUUAAAAAAUGACUUUGAAUAAAAUCCUAAAUUGAUCAAUAGUUUUAAAGUGUUAUGUAAUCAAAGCCUUUUCCAGAUCAGGGAGAUAGGUCUGUCAGAGUGAAGGAUGGUGUCUCCUUUGCAUUGUGUGGGUGUAUUUCUAAAUGCCACUGUGCGUGUUUGCUCCCACACAUGUGUAUACAAGGACUUGGAGCAAUAUUUAUAAAAAAAUAUUGCCUGUAAGACAAACUUGAGAGAUUUAUUUUGUGUUUACCACAGGCACUGCCAAUGGACUGGCUUUUCCUUAAUCUUGAAAUACUGACCAAAAUAUCUGUAGAAUUUUUAAGAUUUGUGUCGCUGUUGUUAUUAAAUUCCUUAAGAAAAUUUAGAACCUUUAAGUUAGAUUCACUGAAGUCACUGUGGUCACAUUCAGAAGGAGUAUGUGGCUACCUAUUUUUGUGGACUGCAUUUACCUGAAGGCUAUUCUAUUUGAUGUCAGAUAACAUAAGUUCAAGCAGCUUCUGAGAAUUCAGCACGUUAUAUAUUUUUGAGAAAGCAAGUAGCCGAAGUUUAGUUGUACAAAUAGUGAUUUGCUAGGUAAGUCAAGAAUUCUCUGUAUGGUCCCAACUCUCUCUGUUUAUAUUUUUAUGUCUCUAUUUGUUAUGUCGUAUGUGUUUAUGUGCUUAAAAAUAAGUGUUCCAUAUGAAAACUUUGAUAAUUUUAUAUUUAUCAUAUCAUCUGCCUUAUUAGAGUUUUCCCCAAGUUUUUAAAUACUAAGAAUUCAAGAUUCUUGAGAAUUUUUUGAUGAAUUAUUGUCAAUAUAAAAGCCCUUUAUGAAAUAUAAAUAAAUACUGGAACAACAUUAAAAUGUGGAAUGAUAGGAGAUGCACGCUAACCCAUGUAAAUCACCAGUGCAUGUAUUUCAGUCUUUUUAUUUUAUUAGCUGUUUAUUUAAUUUUGCAAAAUAGAAAUUUUCAGAAAUAUCACUGAGAAUAUAGUGAAAUUCCUGAAAAAAACCUAAUUUUUGUCAACCUCUCAUUUUGUUUUGAGCACAAGGACCAGUGUAAGAAACGGGUGAAAAAACUUCUUUCCACUUUUGGCUUCUAGGAAAUAUUAUGUUUCCUCAUCCCAAGUAGAAAACUUCCUUAGAUAUAUACUUAAACUAAAUCCUGUAACAAAUCUCAUCAACUCAAAACAAAUUACAGACCAAAAGACCAAAAAACGAAGUCCAGAAUUUGGGGAUAAAUUCAUCUGUAACCACAUGGAGGGGUUAUUUAUGAAUACCUUCACAAGGACCAUUCUAAGUCAGAAUUUUGCAAACUUGGGUUGCAACACACUAUUGGGACAUGAAUCAAUUUGUGAGUUUCUACCACAAUUCGAAAGAUACGAAAUAAAGCAGAAAAAUUUAAUGUACGCCAUGCAUGUAGUAAGAGUAAAUAUUGUCUUGUGCAAUCUUCAUUUCAGUUGUGUUUGUAUGCAUGUGUGUCUUCCUGCUUUUGGUUGCUAUGUAAAAAAUUUGUCUUAUUGUGGAAGCAGUUGAAAAGGAUUGAGAACCAUCACUCUAGAUUGUUCGGGGUAGGGAACAGUGGCUAUUUUACUGUUAUGAUUAGAAA
Mesoplodon densirostris (Blainville's beaked whale) is the source of this 6306-nucleotide messenger RNA. RefSeq names its product protocadherin 7 (gene PCDH7). NCBI's taxonomy places the organism in Eukaryota, Metazoa, Chordata, Mammalia, Artiodactyla, Ziphiidae. Gene Ontology annotation, biological process: homophilic cell-cell adhesion. The coding region runs from base 1095 to 4304 and encodes 1069 amino acids. Gene Ontology annotation, cellular component: plasma membrane. The record is from RefSeq and is a predicted model, not a curated record. Gene Ontology annotation, molecular function: calcium ion binding. The transcript is spliced from 2 exons.